Molecule: messenger RNA, 1257 nt
Organism: Paramacrobiotus metropolitanus
Lineage: Eukaryota; Metazoa; Tardigrada; Eutardigrada; Parachela; Macrobiotidae
Exons: 5
Coding region: 201-998 (265 amino acids)
Source: RefSeq, a predicted model, not a curated record
GUUCUCUGCACAUAAGCGCAUUAUUUCGCCGCAUUAGAAAAGCGUUUCCACGUGCACCUACAGAUACAUACGCCAAUGCCUCAAGAAGAAUGCAUACAUUAUCAGGCGAAUAUUACUUUAUCCAUAAGUGAAACAUCGUAUCGAUCGGCUAGAGAGUGUGCAUCAAGAUCUGUAUUAAGUAGUUUUUCAUAUGUGUGUUAAUGUGUAUAUCUCAGGGUUGUUUUAUUAAUAAGUCCACUGCAGCACUUCUCUACAGAAUGUUUUUCUCCUAUUGCAUAUUUAUUACUAUCUUCACUGCUACGGUGUUUUCACAAGAGGUGCCAUCAUAUUAUUUCGGCAACCGCGGUACCGCAUCGGAUAGCCAAUCGCGAUAUGUGUACACCUCGUCCGACCGCCGACGACCACAGCCGGAUGAUUAUUACUCACCCGGCCGCAAUUCCCGAAACAACGAUCAGUUUAACAGCGACUCCAGUGACGGCAGUCAAUUUCCUGAUUAUUUUCGCAUCGAGGUAGAAGUGCAGAAUCUGGACAAUCCCAGCGGACUCUUGGCUAACGGACAAAAUUGCGAUACACUGAACGCAUGUGAUCCGCGGGUUUCGGUUUAUAUGGACAUUAGUCAGCCCAGAUCACCAUGGCCGGGACCGGUGCCCAUUUCCAAAUGGAAAACCAUCUUCGAUGGUACCAACAGGAAUUCAGCCAAUAUAGGGAAAGUCGUUAUUCGAGAUGUCUGUGGCGGCGGGUUAGGUGGAAUUAAUUUAAGAGCUAAAAUUGUGGAUGCCGAUGAUACCAGUGGGGAUGAUAUUAUCGGGCAAUUUGAAUGUGCAUAUGACAACUUAACGCCGGAUGAUGUAGCGCCGACGCUCAUGUCGGCAUCUUGGUCACGGUCAACACAGUGUUUUUCUGUUUCCAAAAAUCAACCCAGUAGUAUUAGACUGACAACACGUAUGCGAAUGUACACCAUUCCACGCAGCAGUUGUCGAGCAGAUGCACCGCGAUAAAAAUUUCGUCCCGAUUUGGUUGUUAAAUGAUUCCUAUAACUUGCAGUACCAACCAAUACGUUGUUCCAUAGAGCCUAGUAACCGACUUCCAUAACUACCUGGGCAUGGCGUUCUUAAGGGUCACAAGAAAUUUGUAAUUUAUUGCUACAUUGGUGCCGCAAAUUUUCUGCUAGAAGCGGGUGUUCAUUAAUGGCAUGCUUGGGCAAGGUCACGGUGGCAAAUGGGUCUGCAACGACUCUGAAUUUGAAUAAAGUGGAAC